Molecule: messenger RNA, 4384 nt
Organism: Eriocheir sinensis (Chinese mitten crab)
Lineage: Eukaryota; Metazoa; Arthropoda; Malacostraca; Decapoda; Varunidae
Gene: CalpC
Product: calpain-C-like
Exons: 17
Coding region: 195-2165 (656 amino acids)
Biological process (GO): proteolysis
Cellular component (GO): cytoplasm
Molecular function (GO): calcium-dependent cysteine-type endopeptidase activity
Source: RefSeq, a predicted model, not a curated record
GGCCGGACUAGUGUCACCUGCCUCUCGUUAGUGUGUGGGUGUACGUGUCCCCGGCGGUGUUGUGACGUGACUAACCUCUCCCUACAACCGUUGAUACCCAUUACCAGAUUGUGUGACUACCUUUGCGACGCCGGACUAAACUCUUGACAGCAGGUAGCAUCAUCAGCAUCAGCAGGCGGCGGGCGCGGCUCACCAUGGCGUUCUCGCGAGUGGUGGCGGCGUGCGCGGAGAGGAAGGAGUUGUGGCAAGAUCCCGACUUUCCCGCGACACAGACCUCCGUGUUCUACCACCAGACGCCGCCCUUCACAUUCUCCUGGCGUAGACCCAAGGACCUGGUGCAGAACCCUGUCUUCAUCCGGGAGGACUCGCCACACUUCGAUAUUGUUCACGGCAAGCUGGGAGACCGAUGGUUCGUCUCGUGCCUGGGCUGCCUCCACCUCACCAAGGGACUCUUCUACCGCGUCGUGCCCGCUGACCAGGACUUCGAGGCCGAGUCAGGUUACUGCGGCGUGUUCAGGUUCCGCGUGUGGUGGUGCGGGGAGUGGCGGGAGGUGCUGGUGGACGACAGGCUGCCCACCGUCAACGGCAAGCUGGUCUUCGUGCACUCCCAGUCCUCGGCGCAGUUCUGGCCCGCCCUGCUGGAAAAGGCCUAUGCCAAGCUACACGGGUCAUACGAGGCCCUCAAGUACGGCACCUCACUCGACGGCCUCUCAGACUUCACGGGCGGCAUAGCGGAGUCCGUGAGUCUCCGGGCGGACCCAACCACCUGCGGGCGACUCCUGGCGAAGCUGCUGGAUCUGACCUCACUGGUGACGGCCGUAGUGACCAACCAUUCCUCCAAGGCCCCCUCCGAGAAGCUGGCGAAUGGCAUCGUCUUGGGAAUCAACUACAGGAUUUACUGCAUCGAGAAGGUGGAGAGCUACAGCGGCGAGCAGGUGACGCUGGUGAGGGUACGCACGCCGCUGGGCACCACUGCAGAGUACCUCGGGGCCUGGGGUCGGGUCUCGCCGGAGUGGGAUACAGUGCCGCCAAGGGAAAAGGAGCGACUCAACCUCAAAUACAUGGCCGAUGGAGAGUUCUGGAUGGCUUACAGUGACUUCGUGCGGACGUUCUCACAACUCGAAGUCAUCCAUCUGGACGGCGAGACUUCCCGCGACGAGCCCUCCCUCAGGCACAAGACGCCCUGGAUCUCCCGCGUGUACCAGGGGGCGUGGCAGCGAGGGGUGACGGCGGGCGGCUGCAGGAACAACCCAGACACAUUCCACAUCAACCCACAACUGCACCUGAUCCUGAGUGAGAUGGAGGAGGUGGUGAUUUCCCUAAACCAGCACUCGGUCAUGGAGCCCAAGGUGGUUGGCUUCACCGCGUAUCCUCUCUCCAAGAAUGGACUAGACUCCAUCAGCAAAGCUUUCUUCAAGAAACACAAGAGCCUCGUCAACUCUCAGUACACCAACAGUCGCCAGGUGUGUGAGCGGGUGCAGCUGGAGCAGGGCGGUUACAUCCUUUUGCCCACCACCUUUGAGCCCGGCCAGGAAUCUGCUUUCACUCUCAGGGUGUUUUCCUCCAAACCACUAAAGCUCAAGCUGGUGGACUCUCCCUCAGCCCUUGUACAGCCUGCAGUGAUCAAGGCACGGGGCUCUGUGGACGCCAAGAGCCUGCAGCAGUAUGAAGCUGUGUUCCUUCAAGUUGCUGAUGAGCACCGCACAGUCAACGCCUUUGAGUUACAUGAAUUACUGGAGGCUUGUCUUCCUAAUGACUACAUCAAGAGCUGUGCCAGUUUGGACAUCUGCAGACAAGUGAUCCUUGCCCUCGAUAGUUCCACCACGGGACGCCUGAGGUUUUCAGACUUCAAGGAUCUCAUGGUUAGUCUAAAGUUCUGGCAAAACGCCUUCAAGACACACACCAAGGAGAGAACGGGAAUUCUCAAGGCAGAAAGAUUGCGAGAUGCACUGGAAGAUGUUGGGUUUCAGCUGAGCACGGAGGUCGUCUCUACACUGGUGCUGCGCUACAUGAGGAAGGACGGCACGCUAAGGUUUGGCGACUAUGUGAGCGCCAUUCUUCACCUCUCUGUUGCCUUCAAUAUAUUUGAGAAGCGGGAUCCCCUUCAGAAUGGUUCAGUGAAGUUCACUCUGGGUGAGUGGCUGAAGAAUGCACUGAUGUGCUGAGGCAGAGUCCUGGUCCAUCGUGCUUCCUCUGUUUCCCACUGGUGCUGAGGAUGAUAAGAGACAGAGUUAAUAAGCCCAGGGUUACUGUACAUUAGGUGUACAAUUAUGUUUAACAUGUAAAUAGUUUCAAUGAUCAUUGCUCCAGACACAGUUUUAAAGUCUGUUGUAAUUAAGUGCAGACAAUGUAAAAUAAUUAAUUUGGCAUGGAGUAAUGAUUAUUUACCUGCUUUAAAAGAAGUACUCUCUUGAUAAUGUUCCACUGUAUGUACAUUUCAUUUUUAUAGCAAAUUUACAUUUAUAGAUCAAAGACAAAAUCAGUGAAGCUGUAGGGUAGAGCAGUGAUGAUUCAGCCACUUUUAAAAAAAAUAAAUUUUUAUAAUUUUUUUAGCAUCAGUAUAAUUUUAUUGAUCUCAAAAUGUUCCUUCAUCAUUUGACUCUUUAGUUUGUUAAUAUCACACUUGUAGCUACUUCCAGUAUUUUGCAGUGGAUGAUGAAACACAAGUUUCUGAAUUGUACAAACCAUCCUUACCCGUGGUAAUGGUUCGGACACUUCUAUUACUCGGCACAACCUUAACAUAACUUAAGGUGGAUUAGCUAAUUAAGAAGAAAUGAUCAAUUCCAAGAUAUUUGUAUAAGUACAAAAUUAUCUUUUCAAUAUUUAUAGGAAAAAACAAAAAAGGAAAACUAUGAUGAAAUAUCAUUUUAACUGGUACAAAAUUAAUAAAAAUCAUGAAAAAUCAACGUUCGAAUCAUUCUAUAUCUAUAAAAAUGAAUGUCUGGUCACACUCCACUUCCAGUACGAGAGCUAAGCAUUCGUGUUCUAUGGCAAUGCCUUUGCCGUGUAUCGCUGCUUCGUCAUAAUAAUGCACAAUCCACUACUUGCCAUAUUUUUUAAAUGAAAACUUAUGAUACAACCUAAAAGUAUCAUAUAGGUAGGAGGUGAAAAAAAAAAAAUAACCUGCAUUAAAAAGAACAAUGCCCUUAAAGUUUUGCACCUUCACACAAGCUCUUACAACCCUCAGUCCCAUAUGUUUUAUAAUAAUUGUGAUGUCCGAACCAACCCACUGUCUGAAUCGUAACUGCUCUCCCUUACUAUUUGCAGGAAUGACCAAAGUUUAAUAGAAAAAAAAGAUUAUAUCAGUCUAGGCACAAUCCAUUACUCAUUUGAUCAAGGUCCAGUGUUACCAAGCAUUAUUUUAUCUGAUUACCUUCAGGCAAGUCAAAGAAAAUAAAAUUUUGUUGGGGGUAACCCAGAGCCUUCCUUUACAAAUCUAUGACAUAUCUGGCAUUGAUAUUACUUUAACUAUAGUUUUAUGUAUUAAACUUAUCUAAAAGUUUAUUACGUGAAGUGAUGUUUUUCUGAAGGUCUGAGUUCAUUACUGCUGAUGAGUAAGUUGUUUGACAGACCCACUUCGGGAAAGUGCUUUGUAUGUUUCAGUGAUUGACAUACUUGUUUCAGGGUUUUGUAUAUAUUAUACAUAGCUUGCAAAUUAUUUGAAAACAUAUUAGCAAAUAUGUAUGUAACAGAACUUUUUAAUGCACUAUGCACAAUUAUUAAUGGUUUUAUAAAAUGUGUAGCCAUCAGAUAAACAAAAUAUGAAUUUUAUAUAGAUAUUGUAGUCUAGUCAAUGCACUGAGAGGAAUUCAGUCUGAAAUUUGCAUGGUUUUGUUUUAAACAAAUCAGUAUGUGAAAUUUCUUAAUUUGAAACUGGACUUUCAUAACUUUAUUUAGGAAAAAAUACUGAGAGAGAGAGAGAGAGAGAGAGAGAGAGAGAGAGAGAGAGAGAGAGAGAGAGAGAGAGAGAGAGAGAGAGAGAGAGAGAGAGAGAGAGAGAGAGAGAGAGAGAAUACACACACACACACUGUUUGUUCAUUAUAAGCACCCAGUGCUUCCCAUUGUGAAUAAUUACUUUAAUGACAGCAUCACUGAGCCAAUACUGACAUUUUGUAAAUUUCAAAAUUGGUGAGUCUGGAGCUUCAAUAUACCUGCACAAUUCUGGUGCUUCACUAUACCUGCACAGUUUUGACUACAUAUAACUCAAUGUUUGUAUCCUUAAUAUGGCUACAAUGUAUGUAUUCUGUAUAAAGAUUAAGUGAUAGCUAAUAUAUACUUAAAUUUACACACUCAAAUUUAUAUGUAAAUACAUGUAUAUAAAUUAAUAUAAGAAAAUUUUAUAUUGCCAGUGUCAAUAAUUAACAAUAAAAACAAACAUGGCUAA